This is a messenger RNA of Papaver somniferum (opium poppy), 2238 nucleotides long. RefSeq lists its product as uncharacterized. NCBI's taxonomy places the organism in Eukaryota, Viridiplantae, Streptophyta, Magnoliopsida, Ranunculales, Papaveraceae. The coding region runs from base 1 to 2238 and encodes 745 amino acids. The transcript has 6 exons. Gene Ontology annotation, molecular function: nucleic acid binding; RNA-DNA hybrid ribonuclease activity. The record is from RefSeq and is a predicted model, not a curated record.
AUGUUAAAGCAGAAAUCUAGAAUUCAGUGGGUCAAAGAAGGAUCAACUAAUACUAAUUUCUUUCACUCUAAUAUCAAGAUUAGGCAAAGAAAAAAUAUGAUUUGUGAGCUGGAAGAUGAAUCAGUUACAACUGAAGACCAAUCAAUGCUUGAUGCAGUUUCAGAGGCAGAAGAAAUUAAACAAGCAAUUUGGGAUAUGGAUUCAAAUAGUGCUCCAGGGCCUGACAGUUUCUCAGGAAUGUUCUAUAAAGCUUGUUGGAAUAUUAUCCAAGCUGAUUUUGUCAAGGCUGUUCAAUACUGUUGGAGGAGACAGUACAUCCCAAAAGGUCUUAAUUCUAACUUCUUAGUUUUACUACCUAAAGUUCAAGGAGCAAAGAAGCCAAAUCAAUUCAGGCCAAUUGGUUUGAGUAAUUUCAGUUUCAAAGUUUUUACAAAAAUUCUAUCUACCAGAAUGGGAAAACUUAUAUGUAAACUAGUCUCUCCACAAAAAGUAGCUUACAUUCAAGGAAGAAGUAUUCAAGAACAAAUUUUGUUAUCCUCUGAAUUAGUCAAUGAAAUGAAGAAGAAGAGAAUGGGAGGUAAUGUAGGCUUAAACAAAAAUUUCAGUAAUGGAGGACCAAAUGGAUUCUUCUCAAUGCAAAGAGCGUUGAAGCAAUGUGAUCCACUUUUACCCAUCUUAUUUAUCUUAAUGGAGGAGGUUUUAAGCAGAAAUUUGACUAAACUAGUGGAAACAAAUCAAAUGCAACCAAUGGUUACAAGAAAUGGUAUCUCUCCUACCCAUCUUUUAUUUGCAGAUGAUGUUUUCAUAUUUAGUAAUGGUUCCAAAAAGAGCUUAGUUAAUCUCUUAAAAUUAUUAGAACCAUAUCAGCAGAGCUCAGAGCAGUUUAUAAACAAAUCUAAAAGUAAAUGUUUUGCUGAUGGAUGUACCCCGUUGAGGAAAACUCAAAUCUCAAGCUUGGUGCAGAUGGAUCUAACUUCCUUUCCAGAUAAAUAUUUGGGAGUAAUAAUUCAUCAAGGAAGAGUUAAAUCAACAUCUGUUUGGCCAAUGGUGGAAAUGUUGCGAGAUAGUUUAGCUGUGUGGAGGGGAAGACUUUUAUCUUUUCAUGACAGACUUGUUCUUAUCAAGUCAGUGCUUUGCAGCAUCCCUAUUUACAACAUGACAGCUUAUAAGUGGCCAAGUUCAGUUAUCAAGGCUCUUAAAGACAAUAUCAGAUGGAUUAUAGGGGAUGGACAAAGCAUCUCAGUUUGGUUUGAUACUUGGAUAGGAGAGUGUCCACUUAUUGAAACUUUGGGAUUCAAUGCUUUUGUUAACAACAAUUUGCAUAUGAAAGUGAGUAAUCUUUUACAUAAUGGUGUAUGGAAAAUUCCUGAAGAUCUCCAACAAUCUCUAAUUCUACCACUACCAGUUGCAAGUGGUGAUAAGGAUCAACUAAUAUGGUGCAAUAGCUUAAAAGGAAAAUUCUCUACAGCUUCUGCAGUAAACAAGAUCAGACAUAAAGAAGAUCAAGACAAUAUGACUCACUUGCUUUGGAAAUGCAAAUUCAGUAAAAGCAUACGGACAUGGUUAGGUAACAUUUUUCACUUUCCUAAUCCAUUUUCUUUUGAUGAUAUUAUAAAGUUUGCAAAACACAAAAGCCCAAUUGUUAAGGAAAUCUGGCUAACAGUUGCCUUUUCAAUAAUGAGAGAGCUUUGGUUUCAGAAGAAUAACAUUAUGUUUGACAAUGGCAAGCCAAAUGCGAAUAAUUUUAAGAGAAGAAUCAUGAAUUUAGUUCACUAUGGGGGAUACAUAAUGCAUGUUGGGAAUCCAGGUAUGGCAGGAUUUGGUAUAAUAGCAAGAAGCAACAGUUGUGAGGUUAUAGGGACUGUAUCUGGAGGUUUAGGCAUAUCCACUAAUUAUAUUGCAGAAACUCUUGCAAUUAUAUGGGCUAUUGAAUGGGCAGGUAAGCUUCAGUGUUACAAAAUCAUCAUCAGGUCUGACUCUAAAACUGUUGUGGAAGAUUUUAUAAGAGGAGAAGUACCCUGGUGUUUCAAAUCAAGAUGGAUUAAAGCUUGCAAAGCAUUAACUGAGAUUAACUAUGAGCACUGCUACAUGGAGAUCAAUUUCACAGCUGAUGAUUUAGCUAAAAGGGGACCAAAACUUCAGGUGGGACAAGUCAUUCAAUAUAUUGGAAGAUCUCCUAGUUUAGCUUGUAAUUUUUUGCUUUUAAUUCCUUCACUCCAUUUUGUAACUCUCAUUUAG